UGAAUGCAGGACUGGUUUAAGUGAAACCCACAGCACCACUGGCUGGACCAGGGGCUGAACCGGACCAGGGGCUGGACCAGACCCGACUGUCAUCAGGGCUGCAGGCUGAGGACUAGACAAGACCAGACUGGAAUCCCCUCAGCUCAGGUGAAGCCUCUACUGCUGGACAGGAUCGGGCCGAACUAGGUGCAGUGGAUUAUGGGUUGUUCAGCCAGCGUGGUCCUACUCCUGCGAUCAGUGGGCGGGGCAGACUGCGGUCACAUGUGCUCACGACAUGACCAGAUGUCAGUGGAUGCUGCCACACCCACUCUAGAGGGGUACACCACCACCACCUCACCUCUGACCAUCAUUGUAAUGCAGGAGAAGCCGAAGCUGAUCGAUCCUCUUGACUAUGAGGCUGUCAUCGCUGAACUCGGGGAUGAGCUGAAGGAAGACCCUCUCAGAGACCUGCUCCUAUUCCCUGACAAUGAUUUCUCGGUUUCCACAGUGCCUCAGGAGAGACGGACUCUCAAGUCAACGGUUCCUGAGGGGGCAGAGCUCCAGGCUGAAUGUCUGCUGGUCAGACAGGCCUGUAAGUAUUACAACUCUGAACUAAAUGUGGUCCAGUUCAAGUAUGACGACUAUGCUGGAGACUACCGCCUGCUGCCCAGAAAACUGUACAAAGCGGAGAAGCUGCCUUCCCAUUCUUUUGAGAUUGACCAUGAGGACAUGGACAAGGAUGAGGACACCACCUCAUUGUCCUCAUCCAAAGGAGGUGGGGGAGGCGGUGGUGGUGGUGGAGGAGGAGGAGGGAUUGGUGUGUUUCGAUCAGGUUGGCUGUACAAGGGAAACUUUAACAGUACCGUCAACAAUAGCAUCACUGUUCGGUCGUUCAAGAGGAGGUAUUUUCAGCUGACACAGCUGACAGACAACUCCUACAUCAUGAACUUCUACAAAGAUGAAAAGAUCUCAAAAGAGCCAAAAGGGUGCAUCUUCCUUGACUCAUGCACGGGUGUAGUGCAGAACAACCGUCUAAGGAAGCAUGCCUUUGAACUGAAAAUGAAUGAGGUUACGUAUUUCGUGCUGGCCGCGGAGAGUGAGCAGGACAUGGAGGAGUGGAUCAGCACGUUGACCCGCAUUUUACAGAUCAGCCCUCCUGACGGGCCAGUUCCAGACCGUAAAAGUCUGGACCUCACUGACCAUCGCCAGGAUGUGUUUGAUCUGUCGCUGAGUGACUGCUGUUUGCAGGAGAAUGAAGACGCUGCAGAGAACGGCAUUAAUCCUGAAUUAGCAAAGUAUAUCGCAGAGACAGAUGAGGGAAUUCGCUCAGCCAGGAGAGAAGAGAGGUUGAAUCUGUUCUCGCUUGACCCCGAUACCCCAGUCUUAAGGAGCCCACGGACAGAACAUCCAUCAGCUGACAACACGUCUGUACGCCCAUUUGAGGACAAGCUCGGCAGAAGGUUUAUGGUAACCUGCAGAUCGCUUAACCUCAUGCUGCAGGGCUGCAUCAACGAGAAUGAAACUGGACCAGUCACUAAUAUUGAGCCCUUUUACGUGUCAUUGGCUCUGCUGGAUGUGAGAGAAGGGAGAAAGGUAUCUGCCGAUUUCCACGUAGACCUCAACCACGAAGCAGUGCGUCAGAUGCUCGGAGGCUGCAGUAACGGAGUAGGCGGUCCAGGGACGGGGCUCGGAGGACAGGAGAACGGCUUGUGCUCUCCAGCAGAGAAGAAGCCAGGAGAUUGUUAUCUCAGCCUGGAUCUGGAACACUGGCUGUGUUUCCCUAAACAGGCCAUCUUUUCAGUGACCAACCCCCACACAGACAUAGUAAUGGUGGCCAGAGUGGAAAAGGUGCUGAUGGGAAAUAUUGCAUGUGGAACAGAACCUUACAUCAAGAACACAGACUCCAGCAAGACUGUACAGAAAAUUUUGAAGUCCAACAAGCAGUUCUGCAGUAAACUGGGAAAGUACCGCAUGCCGUUUGCCUGGGCUGUCAGAUCAGUGUUUAAGGAUAACCAUGGGGCCCUGGAUCGAGAGUCUCGCUUCUCGCCUCUCUUCAAACAGGAGAGCAAUAAGAUUUGCACAGAUGACCUGAUAAAGCUGGUGACUGAAUACAGGAGGGCUGAGAAGACCAGCAAACUGCAGACUAUUCCUGGGACUCUAGAUAUUGGAGUAGACUAUGUCCCAAUGGAGCAUCCUAACUGCGUCACCUCCUCCUAUGUUCCAGUGAAGCCCUUUGAAGACUUCAGCAAACACCAGCCAACAGUGGAGGUAGAAGAGUUUGUGCAGGAUACCACAAAAUUCACUCUGCCACACCGUGUCUACAAAAACCAUAUCUAUGUCUACCCUAAACACCUCAAGUAUGACAGCCAGAAGAGCUUUGCCAAGGCUCGUAAUCUUGCAGUAUAUGUGGAGUUCCGCAGCUCAGACGAAGAGGUUGCCAAACCUUUAAAGUGCAUCUACGGAAAGCCAGGGGGUCCAGUUUUCACCACAGCAGCCUGUUCUACAGUGCUGCAUCACUCUCAGAACCCUGACUUCUAUGAUGAGGUGAAGAUUGAACUUCCCACACAACUUCAUGAAAAGCACCACCUUCUUUUCUCCUUUUACCAUGUGACGUGUGAUAUAAAUGCUAAGACGAAUGCUAAAAGGAAAGAAGCUCUUGAGAACCCAGUGGGCUACGCGUGGCUGCCUCUUCUCAAAGAAGGCCGUCUGUCAACUCAGGAGUUCAACAUCCCUGUUUCCUGUAACCUGCCGCCUGGAUACCUGGGCAUCAAGGAGGCCAACAACACCAAGAAUGGUGCUGAUGUGAAGUGGGUCGAUGGAGCAAAAGCCAUCUUCAAGGUGUCCACGAUUGUCAUCUCCACAGUUUACACUCAGGACCCCCACCUGAACAGAUUCUUUCAGCAGUGCCAGAAGAGAGAGCUGGACCUCUCACUACCUCCUACCUCCAACUUCCUUAACUGCCUGAAGGGUCUCCUCAGUAUGGAGAGAAUCCCAGUGAUCAUCCGGUUUCUGCCUGUGCUCUUCAACCAGCUGUUCAAGGUUCUGACUCAGAAUGACAACGAUGAGGUGACUACUGCCACCACCAGAGUGCUGGUCCAUAUUGUCGCAAAGUGCCAUGAAGAAAACUUGGAUCACUACCUGCACUCUUACAUAAAGUAUGUGUUCAAGUCAGAGGCUCACGGCUUCAGGACAGUCCAUGAAGAGUUGGCAAAGGGGAUGACCUUUGACCUGAAGAGUAACGAGCAGGCAGCCGUCAGGAAUGUCCUCAAGUUCUCUUGGUUCUUCUUUGAGCUUAUUGUCAAGUCCAUGGCCCAACAUUUGGUGGACGCUGACAAAGUAAAGCUCCCGAGGCCCCAGCGUUUUCCUUCAUCAUAUCUGAGCCGUGUGGAGACCCUGGUGGAGACAGUGUCCGAGCACAUCUUCUGGAAAAAUAAAGACCUGGCAGAGGAGACGCGCAGUGCUAAUUUAGCUGUAGCAGCUUUUGUCAAGCGUUGCUUCACUUUGAUGGACAGAGGCUUCACCUUCAAACUGAUCAGCAACUACAUUAACAUGAUCACUGCUACUGACAGCAAGGUCUUAUGUGAGCUGAAAUUUGAGUUCCUGAGAGAGGUGUGUAACCAUGAACACUACAUUCCUCUCAGCCUGCCUCUGCCGUCCGCUCGCAUCACAGACCAUGCAUCCCCAGAGCCACAAAGCACUCAUGCCUCGGUGCCUGAAUACAACCUGACUGGGGAGUUCUGCAGGAAGCAUUUCCUUACUGGUUUGUUGCUACGGGAACUGGGGCUGGCACUUCAGGACGAACAGGACCUCAGACACCUAGCUUUGGCCACCCUGAAGACUUUAAUGGCCAAACACUCUCUGGAUGCACGCUAUGCCACCAAGGAGAAACAGGCGAGAAUUGCGUCGCUCUACCUGCCUCUGUAUGGUCUAAUCCUGGACAACAUGCCCCGAUUCUUCCUCAGGGACCUCAUCCCCAUCUACUUCACCUCUAGUGAUCAAGGCUCUCGUGAUGACCUCAGCGUCGGAGGGGGAGUGGCUGGAGGGGUCAUUCCUGUUACUCGCCAUGGCAACUCUGUGGAUGCCUCUUUCUCCAAAGAAGUACUCAACUCCAUCACAGCAUUUUCAUCCUUGGCAGUUGCUACGGGUAACCAGACUGACUCUCGGGGUUCUCUGAUCAGUGUGGACUCAAACCCUAGCAACAGUGACAGGAACAGUGAGAAGAUGGACGGAUGCGAGAAGUUUGCCAGACCCCAGUCUCUGAUAGGCUAUGGUUCUCGCUGUGACAAGCUGGACCAAGCAGAGACCCGUAGCCUGCUCAUGUGCUUUUUACACAUCAUGAAAACUAUUUCUGAGGAUGUGCUGGUGUCCUACUGGCACAGAGCCAUUCACCAGGAGAUCUCAGAUUUCUUCAACAUCUUAGAGUUGUGUCUUCAGCAUUUCAGGUUCCUCGGAAAACGCCACAUAGCACGGAAGCUAGCAGCGGCAGUAAAGCUGGCCCAGUCAACCCAGGCCAAUGGCACCCUGAAGGCCUCUAACCACCCCUCUCAGUCCUCUCAACCCUCAAGCCUCUUCCCACAAUGGAUGGCUUCAUCUGGAGGGGAAGGCCAUCGACACGCUCGCUCCCAAACUAUGCCAAUCAUCAGGGGUAAGAAUGCCCUCACCAACCCAAAGCUGCUGCAGAUGAUGGAGACAGAUGGGAAUAUUCAGGAUGGAGACACGCUGAGUCCUACAGAUAUCGAGGCAAACCUGUCGACGGAGGUGGCCCUUACUGUGCUGGAUGUACUAGAGCUCUUUGUUCACCAUCACAAGAAGCAGUUGUUGCUCGAUGAUGGACAGAAUGCACUGAUGAAGAAGGUGCUGGACACCUACUUGCUCUUCUUUCAGAUCAAUCAGUCCACUGCCACCCUACGGCAUGUCUUCGCUGCACUCAGACUCUUUGUUCAAAAGUUUCCGAGUGCAUUCUUCCAGGGUAAGGCAGACCUUUGUGGCUGCCUGUGUUAUGAGAUCCUCAAGUGCUGUAACCAUCGAUCCAGCUCCACCCAGAUGGAGGCAGCGGCCUUGCUGUAUUUUGUCAUGAGAAAAAACUUUGAGUUCACCAAGGGAAAGUCAAUAGUCCGCUCACAUCUGCAGGUUAUCAAGGCGGUGAGCCAGUUAAUAGCAGAUGCCGGUAUUGGCGGCUCAAGAUUUCAGCAGUCUCUGGCCAUCAUUAAUAACUUUGCAAAUGGAGAUGUGCCACUUAAGAACUCUCCAUUCCCAGCAGAAGUUAAAGACUUGACCAAACGGAUCAGGACGGUUCUUAUGGCUACAGCUCAAAUGAAGGAGCAUGAGAAGGAUCCAGAGAUGCUGGUUGACCUGCAGUACAGUCUGGCCAACUCUUAUGCCAGCACCCCUGAGCUGCGACGGACCUGGCUCGAGAGUAUGGCCAAGGUCCAUGUCCGCAAUGGCGAUCUCUCUGAGGCUGCCAUGUGCUACAUCCACAUAUCAGCCCUGAUCGCUGAAUCACUGAAAAGGAGAGGAUACUGGAGAGCUGACAAGGCCAGGAUGUCCAGUGUGUCCCCUGAAGAAAGCCCUGUCUUUAACUGUAGCUCCUUACUAACUACCUCCCGAGAACAAGACACGUCAUUCUCUAUGGGCUGGGCAGCUUUUAUGUGCAUCAGUCCCAAUGUCAAGGAGGAAGGUGCGAUGAAAGAAGACACUGGUACACAAGACACCCCUUAUACUGAGGACACGCUGGUGGAGCAGCUGGAGCUGUGUGUGGACUACCUGUGGAAAUCAGAGAGACACGAGCUCAUUGCUGACAUCAACAAACCUGUCAUUGCUGUUUUUGAAAAGAGGCGGGAUUUUAAGAGACUGUCAGAGCUGUACUAUGACAUCCAUCGCUCCUACCUGAAGGUGACUGAGGUGGUCAACUCAGAAAAGAGGCUCUUCGGUCGCUACUACCGUGUAGCUUUCUAUGGACAGGGUUUCUUUGAGGAGGAGGAGAGCAAAGAGUUCAUCUACAAAGAACCAAAGCUAACAGGGUUGUCAGAAAUCUCCCAGAGAUUACUCAAACUCUACUCAGACAAGUUUGGAGCUGAUAAUGUCAAGAUGAUCCAGGACUCUAAUAAGGUGAAUCCCAAAGACCUGGACCCCAAGUUCGCCUACAUCCAGGUGACAUAUGUGGUGCCCUACUUUGACGAAAAAGAGCAGCAGGAUAAAAGAACGGAUUUUGAGAGACAUCACAACAUCAAUCAUUUUGUGUUUGAGACGCCGUUCACUCUGUCGGGAAAGAAGCAUGGAGAUGUGGAAGAGCAGUGCAAAAGACGCACCAUAUUAACCACGAGUUCCAGCUUCCCUUACCUAAAGAAGCGUAUCCAGGUGGUGGAGCAGCAGAGUACAGAAAUGAACCCGAUUGAGGUAGCUAUAGAUGAGAUGUCACGUAAGGUGUCCGAACUCAACCAGCUCUGCAACAUGGAAGAAGUGGACAUGAUCCGACUACAGCUGAAACUGCAGGGCAGUGUCAGUGUGAAGGUAAAUGCUGGGCCCAUGGCUUAUGCCAGGGCAUUCCUGGAGGAGAAGAAUGCCAAGAAGUACCCAGACAACCAGGUCAAACUGCUCAAAGAGAUCUUCAGGCAGUUUGCAGAAGCCUGUGGUCAGGCUUUGGAUGUGAAUGAGCGUCUGAUCAAGGAGGACCAGCUUGAGUACCAGGAGGAGAUGAGAGCUCACUAUCGCGACAUGCUGACUGAGCUGUCUGGCAUCAUGAAUGAACAGCUGCAAAAAAGUGUUCUUGCCUCAAGCACCUGCUCUCUCUCUAACAGCUCUUUGUCUACUCUUUCUAAGACUGAUUCCUCACACAAGACAACCAGGAACGGAACGGCACAGCGCCUUCUGAAUGGCCAAUAGACUCACAGCAACGUUUUUGUGCCAAGGAGGACAAUUUUCCCCCCAAGAAAUGGCUUUGGAGUGCCAGUUUGAGCCUCAGAAUGGCUCAGUUGCUUGUUUCUGACUGUUGUUUUCUGGACUAGUGGAACUGUGACUGAUGGCAAGUGUAGAGAAAACAAGGGAAGAAGUGUGUAGACUGUGGUUGUGGUAGUCUGUAGUCCUGUUGUUGAACUUUGACUAUCUACAGUAGAGGCCAGACUGCUGGACUGUUAGCUACUGUUGUUUUGGUUUUAGAGACUCAGUCCAUGUGUAGUAUGGAUUCCCCUGUCCUGCCGACUGAUUCAUCAGCCUACAUACUGACAAACACUUUCACAAAAGAAAGAAACAUACACCGUGUUUUAUCCACAUGUACACACACAUGCAUUUACAUACAAACACACAACAUGCGCCUUCUCUCCACAACCCUGUCCCUUUAGAGAACAGUGACCUUACUGAGCUCGAGGUGCGUUCAGCUGUACACAUAAUUUAUAUAGCUUUCUGAUGCAUUUUAAUGAGGGUUUUCAUUAUCACUGAAUUUUAGCAGAGGAAGUCAUGACAAGAGACAAAUGUGAAAAUUAAGAUUUGGAUUACAGGUCUUAACAAACUGAGCGUCUGAAGAGUUGAACGCACCUCUAGUUCCUGUUGAAUGUAGAGCAGUUCCACAUUGCUACUUUGUAUCCUCGCUAACAUUCUGGAAAUCUCAGCUUGCCAGUUUUCAAAUGG
Molecule: messenger RNA, 7602 nt
Organism: Sphaeramia orbicularis (orbiculate cardinalfish)
Lineage: Eukaryota; Metazoa; Chordata; Actinopteri; Kurtiformes; Apogonidae
Gene: dock10
Product: dedicator of cytokinesis 10
Exons: 57
Coding region: 199-6861 (2220 amino acids)
Biological process (GO): dendritic spine morphogenesis; small GTPase-mediated signal transduction; positive regulation of GTPase activity
Molecular function (GO): guanyl-nucleotide exchange factor activity
Source: RefSeq, a predicted model, not a curated record